GCGUACGUGCAGGCUGGACUCGCUCUGACGCAACCGUGUGGGCGGAGCAACGGGCGACAUCAACAAAAGGAAAAGAGGAAAAAAAAGCUUCAGAAACAGAAACAGACAGAAGGACGAGGAGACAACAAUGUCCAUCUAACAUUUCAGGAUUUGAAUUGUUGAUACAGCUCAAGUCUCGACAUGGAGGCCAUCAAACUCAUGAAGGAACUGAAGGCGAACUUCGAACAGGAGAUAAAGUAUCUUCCGAAGGAGUCGGGGCUGAGUUUGAUCGAGUCCACCACUGAGCAGGGGAAGGGAAUCUCUGCAAAAUGUCGCGAUGCCAAAGUAGAGGACCUCUGGAGCUUGACCAGCUUCUUUGGUUACAGCACUCAGACCUUCGUCCUGGCUGUUAAUCUGCUGGACAGGUUCCUAGCUCUGAUGAAGGUUCAACCCAAACAUUUAGCUUGCAUCAGUAUCAGCUCCCUCCACAUUGCCGCCAAAGUUGUGGAGGAAGAGUGCAACGUUGCCUCCACACACGAGCUGAUCCGCAUCGGCCAGUGCAAGUUUACAGUGUCUGACCUCAGCAGGAUGGAGAAGAUCAUCUCCGAGAAACUCAACUUCCAGUUCAAAGCCGUCACAGCCUUAACCUUCUUACACCUGUACCACGCAAUUGCACUGUCACAUACCUCACUCAGGAAAGAAAUCCUGAACCUAGACAAGCUGGAAGCCCAGCUCAAAGCCUGCCUUUGCCGUAUUGUUUUUUCCAAAGCAAAACCAUCGGUGUUAGCUUUGUCCCUCCUGACCCAGGAGAUCGAGGCCUUGCAGUGUGCUGACCUGAUAGAAAUCGGCAGGCGCAUUCAGACACACUUGCGGAUAUCUGAGCCAGAGCUCCAGCGUUGGAGAGGGCUGGUGGGUCAGUGCCUCGCACAGUAUGCCUCCCCAGAAUGUGCCAAACCAGACCACAGGAAGCUGGUGUGGAUUGUUUCCCGUCGGACUGCCCAGAACCUCCACAGCAGCUACUACAGCGUCCCCGAACUCCCCACAAUCCCAGAGGCCAGCUGGGACGAGAGCGAGAGCGAGGACUGGGGUGAAGAUAUGAGCUCUGGUGAGGAGUCUCUCAGCAGUUCGCUGGGCAGCGACGCGGAGGGGCCCUACUUCCCUGUGCACUUCCGCAAGUUUGCCCGCAAGCAGCAACCUGUCUAAACCACCCAGCAAGCAGCAGAGCGCAGCUACCCAAUCAAAGGCCUUUCUAGCGUUCCACAGGAAGGAACCUCUACUGUGGCAGCUUGGCCUUUAGCAGCCUCACAAGAGUUUGUUCAAGCUUCCAUCUGUAACAGCAGCAACCACCCCAACCUCUCCCGAGUAAAGAGCCACUGUGCCUGGGUUCCAAACAAUAAGCUACUCUCAAGAACCCAACACGAUCUAAUUUACGACAAGGGUCGCUCCACUUCUGCGUUCAUUAUUGAUUCUUCUUCCGUUUUUUCUUGUGGUUUUUAAAGUAAACAAAAACACAAACAAUUGCACAACACAGGCAGCUAAAUAGCUCAUAAUUACAGUCUGAAAUGUAAAAAGAAAAGAAAGUUUUAGCCGUAGUGUGUCUAGUACAUUGGUGCACGUUCAGAUUUGUCACAUUCCAGGAGAUGCGGCCAAAUACAUCAUCCAAGAUCAACUAGACUGUUAGGAGACAACUUAGGACUGUUGAGAUCGGGGUGAUCGCUCCAAGAACCCGUACUUUGCACAGUUUUGUAUAGCGAUUGCUGCGGAUAAACAGCAGCAGGACUAUGCACCCUCCAUAAAUGGUUACAUCACCAUUCUGAAUGUGUCCAGCUUGUUCAGACAUCCAGGUUGUGUUUAGUUGUGGAGUGCGAGUGUGUGUAUGCAUGGGUCUGUAUGUGAGUGUAAUGUUUUAACUCGUACACUUGCCAAAUUAGAAGGUUAGGUUAAAGUUAGCCCAAAAGUGUCUGUAUGGAGUAACACAGUAAUAAAUGUUGAAUGUGUGUGUUUGUGUCAAAAACAAAGUGUAAAAAAAAUGGCAUAAAAUGUAAAAAUGUUGAUACAAAAAAUGUAAAUUUGUAUAAUGUAAAAAAAAAAAAAAAUCUGUAUAGUACUGUAGAUAUUAACUUAUUUAUUAUUGUUAUUUUUGUCAUGUUAUAUUAAACAAACAAUAUUUUGAAA
This is a messenger RNA of Astyanax mexicanus (Mexican tetra), 2154 nucleotides long. It is a transcript of the gene ccng2, whose product is annotated as cyclin G2. The transcript is spliced from 8 exons. Gene Ontology annotation, molecular function: cyclin-dependent protein serine/threonine kinase regulator activity. Gene Ontology annotation, biological process: regulation of cyclin-dependent protein serine/threonine kinase activity; mitotic cell cycle phase transition. The record is from RefSeq and is a predicted model, not a curated record. NCBI's taxonomy places the organism in Eukaryota, Metazoa, Chordata, Actinopteri, Characiformes, Acestrorhamphidae. Gene Ontology annotation, cellular component: cytoplasm; cyclin-dependent protein kinase holoenzyme complex; nucleus. The coding region runs from base 181 to 1182 and encodes 333 amino acids.